Messenger RNA from Peniophora sp. CBMAI 1063, 1443 nucleotides. NCBI's taxonomy places the organism in Eukaryota, Fungi, Basidiomycota, Agaricomycetes, Russulales, Peniophoraceae. The record is from the annotation of a GenBank genome assembly.
AUGUGGGCAAGCGUGCCCGCUCGUGAUGGCAAGUCUACGACCUUUGAACUCGUACCAUGCGGUGGGCAAGGGGUGCUGAUAUUGGGCGCACAGAGCGAGCUGACCCACCGACGAGGGGAGGAUGGCAGCCAGAUCACGUUUGACAUUCAUAUGUGGGAGGACAACCAUGCCGUCAAGGUGGAUAUAGACGUCGCACUCGUCGUGGCCGACAUUAGCAGCAAAGAGGGCGAGGCUAAUUUGCCCGUGGACAUUGAGCACGCCAGGGAGGCCAGUCCGCGCGCGGUCUACUUUGUAUUUAUUGACCCUGUUUGGACAUAUGAGCAUGACGCUCCGUAUUAUCGCCUCCAAGUGGUGCGCUGCGCUUACCUGUGUCACACGUUCGGCUUUGAUCACUUGCGAACGGGUGUCUAUUCGUCGUGGGACCCGGCGCUUGUUGCGGGCGACCUAGCCACUGCCAUCUUUCCACCGCCGCGCAGUCCUACCACCGUCAAGGACGUACUAUCGUUCGUGUACGAGAAGGCUCUGGAUUGGUUUGCUAGAUGUCUAUCGUACCCCAUCAUACGUCCAGCGGAUGUCAGCUCCAAACUCGACUACGUCACCGACAACAACCAUAUGGAUGCCCUCAUUAACAACGAGUCCUGCGAUGAGUGGGAGAAGGAUAUCAUCAGUCGCGGCGCAAGCCUGUUCCCCAACCCUUCAUGCCCGGUGCAUCUGGUACCGAUUCAUGGGGAGCAGGAUGCUUUUGUCGUCGCCAAGACCCUGCGGCGCGGAGAGAGAGAAGCCAUGGUUCUGGCCGAACAGCUGUUGCCGGUCCCACGAGUCUACCGUCAUGAUCUGAAAUGGACCGUCAUGGACUACAUCCGUGGCCCGACCUUGUUGAGCUGCUGGGAAGAAUUGUCGCGGAUAGAGAAACUGAGAGUUGCCUGUACCCUCCGUGUCUACGUGAGACGCAUGCGUACGCUCCAAAGAGCAUAUCCAGGCGACGCUCUUGACGGACACCUGAACGCGCAGUUCUUCUGCGGCGAGUUGGGCGAUAGACGGUUCGGCCCGUUCGGCUCCGUCGACGACUUUCGGCGCUUUUGCACGUAUCUUGCGUACCGCACAUGGCAGAUGCGGGCUUCCAGACAUGGCGACGAUGCCGAACCAAUUCCUUCCAUCGACGGCUGCUUCGAGCACAUCUGUCUCGUCCACGGAGAUCUCAGUCCAUGGAAUGUGAUGCUGUCCGAGAGCCGAACCGUUUUUCUCAUCGAUUGGGAGUUUGCUGGUUACUAUCCCGCGUGCUUGGAGGCGGUGGGGAUGAGAUUCACAAAUGAUACUAUGCCAGAGCGGUUCAUACCGGCCUCGUGGGCUCGCUAUUGGAAAUUCAUAGCCGGGCCGGUAGAUGUCCAUGUAGACCGAUUUUGGGUAUUUGUACGCAUCGCAGUGGAUCGAUUCAGUUACUAG